UGCGGCAGUUUUCCAGCCUCCUCGGUGUUGCUUUAUGUAUGGUGUAUCAGUGUGGUACGAGGAAGUGAAAAUGGAAGGUCGGUCGGCGACGGGUAUGGAUUUCGGUAGAUGAUUAGCGAGCACGUUAUCAUCCCUGUUUAGUAAUGAAAUGCAAAUAAGAAGGAAAUUCAUCACUGUAAUUAAACGAUGCGGUGUGGUGCGACGGUAUUUCGGUGUUAAAAAAAAGUAUUCCGGCAGUGAUUGAAGGUGCGCUGCUAAUGUAAAGUUUAGUGGCCUUCUACAAUGGUGGAUAACAAUUGCAUUAUCGAGGGAAACGUCAAGUUUCGCGACGGCAAGAAGUGGAAGUCAAGGUGGUGUGUCAUGAGAAAAUUGUCUCCUGUGGCAGACUGCUUACACUUACAACUUUAUGGAGAUAGCAAAGACCGAUACAAACAAGGUCAAACCAAGGCCUCGCUUAGUUUGCAGCACUUUCUUGGGGUAGAAAGUGGAUUUACCCUUGACAAAGAAUCUAACACAAUUGCCAUUAUUUGCCAAGAUGUUACGGUAGUUCUUGCUUUUGAUACUCGUGAGAGACUAAUACAGUGGCAAGUCAAGAUAUCCAACAAUUUAGGCGAAGAUCAAGAAUUCCUGAUUCUCAUCUCCUCGGCACCGACAAAAGCAAAGCUUUUAAGCGGCCCAGCACAUAUGCACGUACAAAAUCGUCGCUUCUGUAUUACCACUGGAGUACCACCAAGGCUUGCUGGAGUUUGGGAAAUUGCACAUCUUCGCCGUUACGGAGUCGUUGAAGGAAGAUUCUGUUUUGAGGGAGGGUCAAGAUGUGGCCGCGGAGAAGGCCUGCACGUUCUUGUUACAGAUCAAGGAGAUGACAUUAUAAAAACCUUGCAAUUGGCAGCUGAAGGAAAGCUUACUACACGAAAGAGACCAACUGCUCGAGAACUUGCAGCAUGUGACAGUCCCAGAAGGCAAUAUUCGCGAUCCGAAACAAGGGCUAGCGAUUCCUUUCCAUCAUUGCUGUAUAAUUCAGGAUCUUACGAAGGGCAGUGUGACAGUUGCAAAAAUGAAGGCUCACCGUACUGGUCCUCCACUGAAAGUAGACAGCAAACAGAUUUGGACAGUGAUUACGGGUGUCGGGAUGCUUCCAUAUCAGAAUUAAAUGAUCAACCAGGAGAGUGGCACAGCUGCUCAAUUGUCCAAGGAAAUAAUUCAAUCCUUGAAAGAUGCUCCAGCUGUAUCAGCAAACUGGGAACCCUUUCCAAGUCAUCUACAUCAGGUACAACUUCGGCAAUGACUCACUCCAGCAGUCCUGCUCCGCUCGGGGGUUGUCAGCAGCCACUUCGAGCGUUUGACAGACUGUCGCUCUCCUCCUAUAGCAGCAGUAGUCAUGAAAGUGAUUACUCGGUGUCGCAACAGGCAGAGUGCCACUGCGUGUCUAAGAAAGUUUCCCAAACUCAAAACCCGCAGAGCUUUGCUCCUAAGCAAAUAGUCUCGCCUCCCAGACCACCGAAGCCACAUUCUUCGUGUAUUAAAAAAUCGAAGAAGCCUCCGAUGCCGCUUCCGCCACCAGAAUAUCCCUGUACUUGCCCAACAAAACCACCACCUGUUCAAAAUAACACAGCCAAUACAACUGGGCCGUAUGAAAACUAUGAUGUUCCAAAAACAAUAAUUCGCCACGCAAUGUCUAAGGAACGCACUUCGUCCACUGAUCAGUAUUAUGAUACACCCAGGAAAAUCAAGGAAAUUCUUGCGUUGCCAAAAAUGUAUGCAAAUUACGACACUCCGCUUGUACCGCAAGCAGUUGCUUUACAGCAGUGUGGCUGUCCUGCCAAGCUGACUUCUCAAUCCCCACGUACAUCCGCUUGUCCAUGUCACAAUGUAAUGAGCUGGGCUGGUUUCGUUUUACCUUACUGUCGUCGAGGGGCAGGUAUUGUAUUAGAUGCCGUGCAUCCGGUGCGGCUGUCUGGUGAAGGCAAGAUGCCGGUUGUGAAUGCCAGUGGAGAAAUAGCAGUAUAUGCAACAAGCGACAAAAGUACUGAAGACGAUCAAGGUCCUGAAACUGCUAAAGAAAAGUGUGGCUGUCAGAGUGAAAGUACCGGAGUUGAUAACAAUUAUGCAAACAUUGAACCAGUAAUAGAUACGCAACCAGAAUCAAAGCAGAUAAAUUAUGCAAAUAUUGAUUUUACCCAAUCUUUAGAACACUAUGAAAACAGCAAAGAUGUUUUAGCCAAAGCGGGAAUAUCACGAGAUGAGGUAGUCAAGCUUGCUGAUGACUCGAAGGAAUCGGAAGCUUCCGAGGUGAAUGAAAAUAUAAAGUUCUGCAACAAAUGUGGGCAUGCAAAAGAUGGAGAGAAUGAUUACUUGAUGAUGAACCCAGAGAAAGAAAUGCCGAAGAAACCGUACCCUGGGUACUUAGCGAUGCAACCGGCCCAUAACGCUUGUUCCAAAGAAGUUCUAUCCAGAAUUUGUAGCACAGGAAAGAGCAGCAGUAAUCCAACUUUGACUGGUUCCCAAUUAAUAGAAGGAAGCAAAAAAAGAUCUGAAUCUGAAUAUCGAGUACCUGGAUCAGCAAUGUUAUCAAGUCCCUACCUCAAACGCCGAGUCUUGGACUCAGCAAAUAGCACAGAGGCUUCUGGUAAUAUUGGCCUACUAGCAAGGAAGAGAUCCUAUUCUGCAGAAUCUGCACAUUAUACGAAUGACGAAAAACUUACUUUGUUCCCUUCGAAUCUGACAAUUCACAAGUGUUCGAGCGAGGCUGAUAAAGAGUUACUUAUGAAUAAGGAUAGACGAACUUUGUGCGUGGAUUCAGAGCCGAAACCUUAUCAUGACAGCGAGGAGACGUCCACGUCAUCUACUCAACCAUGUUCAAUAAAAAUUCGCCGCUCAUCUUCUGUACCAUCAAAGACGGGACACAACCGGGACUCUUCAAGCAGCAACGACUCCGGCGUAUCGACUGGCUCUCUGAGUCACAGAGGAACUGAAUUUGGAGAAUUCGAACUACCAAUAAUUACCACUAAUUCAGCAAGAAGACAUUUGAUAUCAAUAUCCCAUAAAAGUACCCCUCCAAUCUGCUUCCAUAACAGUCUACCAAGGAAAUCGAAAUCCAGUGACCCACUUCGUGAACUUUCCUUUCAAUUUCAAAAACUAAAAAUACCAACAAAAUCUUCAUCUGCCGAAGGAGACAUACCUGCGUGUGUUCCCAAAGGCACAAAAGGAUUCAAUAGUCCAGGCGAAAUGUCUGCUACACCGUACACAGAUUCUCGCAGUACAAGCAGCGGUACAUCGGAUAUGUCUGAUUACAUCGAAACUUUAUCUUUGUCCUCACAUUCAUCAUCGGAUACUCCAGACAAUCUUAGAUUGGGCGGACGUCAGGUGGCCACAACUCUUCGCCCACGUAGCGGAAAAGAGUAUUAUAAAAUAGAUCGGAGCAUUUUAGUGGAACAAGGCCGUACAAUGACAGGGCCAACUUCUAACUAUGCCAAUAUUACACCUGUUCUUGAAAAAAGUGAAUCUCCAUCACCAGGAUAUAUGAGCAGCUCACCAUACGAUCAGCCUCAACCAGUGCGUGACCACUUUCUCUUUCCUGAGCAGGCCUGAAAGCAUUGAAACAAUUCACAAGGAAGGAGAAGAACCUGAAGUUCCUAGUAUUUCCAAACAUAGUGGACAAGAGUAUUCAAGGUAAAACUAAUAACAGAGCUGCAAUCGGUGUUCGCAACACUUCAUACUGAAACCAGGUUUUAAUAUUUUCAUAAACUUUUAAACUUUCCAGUACCUCGUACUGUUGCCUGCAAUUGCGAUUUCAAAAAUAUGAAUUUUUUUCUAUCGCUUUGUUACUCACUCACAAGUACUACUUACUAUACAUAUGCCAACUGACAGAAGUUGAGCAUUUCGCGGCAUCGAAGUCAUUGUUUAUUUAUAAAAGAUCCAUAUAUUAUACAUGGGAAGUACAAAUUCUAUGGUAAAUUGAUACAUAUUUGUAUAUGUCUAGUACUAUUCAUUCUCUGAGGGCACCCAGCUGUUUCAUUCAAAUAAUGCAUACGUGAAAACUGUCUUAAAGGAAAAAAAAACGUUUGGGUUUAUUAAAUCCGUCUCAAAACCAAUAAUCGAUAAGCAUGAUAGUUGAAAAGUUUCAAAGUAUGUAAUAACAAAGCUUGGUUGCAAUGUAUAGUAAAAAUAUAAUCAAUAAUAUUAUAUACACUUCCUACAACGAUUCAAACAAUUUCUAAAAUAUGCUCAAUAACAAAUGUAAUAAUAGUAUAGUGAAUAUCCUGCCCUAGAGUAAAAGGAUAAGGUGGGCGUUGUAUACUUUUUAUGAGUAUACCCUUUUUUGAAUAAUUUUUAUUUUAUAUAAGUACUUUUAUAUAGCGUGAUAUACAGAAUGAUACAAAAGAAUGAAGUUAAAGGCUUUUAAAAUUUACACUACUUAUGUACUUGAUGGAUUUGCCUACGGCCUGAAGUCAAUGGAGAUUUCAGUGAAUAUUAUUUACAGAAUUUAUUCGUACUUACUAGCUUAUCUUUAACUACUACAUACAAAAUAUUAUAGCUUUUAAUAGCUUUCUUUCAUAAAAUGGUAAUUUAUAUGAUAGGUAUUUAUAGUUUACAGGAAAACUCAAGGUAGCAUUAUAAUGUAUAGUUUAUAGAUUAAACUUGCUGAGCGCCAAGAGCAUGUAUAAAAUAUUUUUAAUAUUAAGGCUGCUAUCUGAUAUACGUGCCUCAAAUUUUUAAAGUGGCAUGUAGGUUUAUUUUUUUUGUUUGAUCUUACAAGCGUGAUUUAAGAUGUGAUCAUAACUUUCUACCGAUUUUCUUUGACUUUUUCGGUUUUCAGAUCCACAAGAAAUUUCAAAGAAUUACAUAUUUAUUUAAUUGCUUAUAAUUUGUAAUAUAUUAAUGAAGUAAAAUAGUGAUGUGUCGCAAACGCUGGGCCGUUAUCAGCAUCAAAUUUUUUAGCAUAUUAAUAACGGGUUUUCUGAGUACUCGUGCUGAGCUUAUAAGUGGUCUAAUUAAUUAUUUCGAACGAUUUCAGAUCUGCCGUGACUCUCUUUUAUCUUGCGUCACGACCCAGUUAAGAUAUUGUAAUUGAUUCAACGUAAUUAUAGUAAAGGAAUCUUGAGAUCUACAAAAACACACUAGAAAAUAUAGAGUGCCGAGAAGUGUAAGAUUGAACAUUGAAAUUUUGUACCGUUUUUAGGAUUAACGCAGGGUAUCGGUUUUCUAUAAUGUAAAAAUAAUCCCCAACUGAAUGCUCAAAAUUUUACAGGCAAACAGUUCGGUAGUUCUGAAAGAGCAAAACCACAAAGAGCUUUAUCCAAUUUCGGAUCAAUUUUUCUCUUUCAGCUGGACUCUCUAACUUUACUUCUCUAUAUCUGUAACUAAGCAUUUAUGUGAUAUAAAAUCGCACCCUGAUUUACUACUUUUUCAUAUUAUAACUCUCAAUUGAUCUCAUCCAUUUAGAUAGCUUGCAUUUUAUGCAAAUGCUUUUGAACACUCGCCACCCUUGGUUCUUUCGUUAGUGGAAAAUUAUUUUUUCAAUUGUACUACACUUUUAGGUAACACUAUAAUGUUACCCAUAAUGCUUAAAUUGCUACAUAAAAUCUUUAUAAACGUAUCUUAGUAUGAAGAAUGUACUUAUCUCGUAGUUCACGAACAAUGUUAAUAAAUUUGUACACUUGCAUGGUGAAAGAACUAAUGGAGAUGGUAGCGGUAAUCACUAUAUACUCACUGUGAAACAGUCAGUUAUUUAAACAUAUCACAAUAACCUGGUACGUACCUGUCCUUCCGACUGGUAUUUCAUCUUUAGUUACUUGAAGUUUCAUCGAAAUUUUGGUUGAAUCAAUCUCGACCAACUCACGUUCCAUCUGAUGUGAUACCAAACUGAUGCGGUCGUAGAUCAGCACACAUCUGAGUGAUACAAUAUAUACAUCAAAUUGUAUGCCACAAAGAAUUCUUAGGGUAAAUUAAUUCAGUCUACUUCUUUUACGAAGGUUCAAUUGUAAUGAAUAGAAUUAGCAUUUCUUUACAACGAUUAGUUUUCGGUACUUACCGUUCUACUAUUAUUAUACACUUAGUUUGGCACAACGGUAAUACGAUAUAAAUAUCUCUAAGUAAAGAUGAUGCAAGGAGUUAACAAAAACCGACAUUUAGUCAUACUUCGUACAGUCUAAGUGAGUAAUCAGUAAAGAAUUUUACGCAAAAAAAAAAUUGUAGGGACGUUUAGAAUUGCAUUGAAUAAUCAUAUUUAUUUAAUUCUGAUGACAAUGUGGAUGAAUGUUUCCAGAGAAUGGCUACUGAUAAAUAUUAUAUGUUACUAAACAGAGAAACAAAAAAAAGUAUUCAGACAAUCAAAUGAAGAAAAAUGAUGGUCUCUUUGAUAAUUCUUGCAUUACCUUUUCGUCGAUAAUCUUAGAAAACUUGAGUACUGGUCAAAAUAAUGUUCAUCACUUGGCAAAACAUGCAGUGUGGCAAGGUUAGUGCGUUUGUGUGUCAAAAAUUUGUGAAACAAAUAUAAAUUAUUGUAAUGUCACACACGUAUUGAGGUGUGUACGAUGCGUAGAUAUAUUAUAUACAAUAUUGUCAUGUGAUUAACUGUAUAUUGCGUGAAUAGAAAUCUAUAGAAUGUAAUCGAAGGAGACGAUAUUGUCUCAAGUAUAGUAUAUUACCUAUAUACAUAUUAUUGUCUGUACUGUACGAAUUACGAAAAAAGCAAACACUUAUAUCUUAGAUCAGUGUCUCCCACUGAAAUCAUGAUUAUGUCAAAUCAUAUUUUGGCAAACAUGACUAAUAGGACUAGCUAAGUAGAAAUCGUGUAACAAAAUUGUCACACAUACACUCCUAGUUUUUCUGACCCCCCUCUGUGACAAUGCGUAUAACGAAAUUUAAAUUAGUCGGUAAGCUUUUAUAUAACUUUAAUUGUAAAUUAAAAUGGAAAUCACUGAUGUAGAGACCCAUACUAGUCAGAAAUUAAGUACUACGUUAGUAAUAGUCUAUUUUUAUUGAAUUUGUAUAAUUCGAAAGCCUGAUAUACCUAAAAGUCAACAGAAAUUCUUUCAGUCCCAUUAAAAACAACUGUUUGUUUUUCUUCUCUAUUCCCUUGCAAAUGAAAUUUGUGAAAUCUGUAGCGACACAUUUCCAAAUGGCAUGGAAACAUUAUGACAACCUUGAAAACCCAAAGAAAAUAUUGAAACAAAAACACAAUUGGUAGAAUAACCGUUCUAUUAGGUGUAUCGGCUUUUGAAAUUCAACCAACCAUAUCCAAGAAUUACCCAGUUAAUCAUAAUGUAGAAAAAACUACGAGUAUUCCUGAGUUGCGCUUGAAAUUUAUGUACAUAGCUGCCAAGACAUUAAUUGAAUAUUAAUCUUUUUUCUUGAUUUACUAGCUUCCUCUCAUUUAUAAAGAAAAAUUCGCUUAUCGUUAUGAUCCUUAAUGUAUAUGAAAUGCAUACUUCAAAUCCUAGUCUGCAAUCAAAUGAUACUGUACGGUUUAUAGUGUCAUUCUGUUUUAAUGCAAUUUAUAUACUUUGUAAGAUUAUAACAUGGCGUACCCACCACAUUGAGUAAAGUAAAGAGCCAGCUUAAAGUGGAGUUCGAUACUUGAAUAACGGGAUUAGGCAUAAAUAAAA
Molecule: messenger RNA, 7610 nt
Organism: Diprion similis
Lineage: Eukaryota; Metazoa; Arthropoda; Insecta; Hymenoptera; Diprionidae
Exons: 6
Coding region: 283-3591 (1102 amino acids)
Biological process (GO): positive regulation of protein tyrosine kinase activity; neuromuscular junction development
Molecular function (GO): protein kinase binding
Source: RefSeq, a predicted model, not a curated record